Lactuca virosa is the source of this 3761-nucleotide messenger RNA. NCBI's taxonomy places the organism in Eukaryota, Viridiplantae, Streptophyta, Magnoliopsida, Asterales, Asteraceae. The record is from the annotation of a GenBank genome assembly.
AACAUAUUCUCGUCUCUUGUCGUCUCCCUUCCUCGUUGACUGGCCGUUUGCCGGAAGACUUACCGCCGUUCGCUUUUGUAAUUUUCAGUCGUCUUCCUUUCUAGUUGCCGUUGGAUCGUCUUGUAUCAUCGACGCUUCAGACCUCUUUGUCAUCGCGUAGGCAGACUGUAGAGACAUUACAUAUGGAAUCUUGAGAUUGAGGCACAAGUAAGGAAAGUGUGGGAUCUAAAAGCUUCAGAACGCACUAUUUACUUUUUGAGUUUCAGAGGUUGUUGGGAAGGGUGAAGGCUCCCCAACCCAUAACUCAUAAUGGUUGAACUCCAUGAGAUUUCAGAAGGAUCUUCAUCUUCUUCAUCAACUCAUGGUCGUGGAUAUGACGUAUUUUUAAGUUUCAGAGGUGUUGACACUCGUAAUAGUUUCACUAAUCACCUUUAUAAUGCUCUCAUUCAUGCCAACAUCACUACCUUCUUAGAUGAUGAAGAGAUUGAAACAGGGGAAGAUCUGAAACCAGAAUUGGAGAGUGCAAUUAAAUCAUCCAAGGCUUCUGUUGUUGUGUUGUCCAGGAACUAUGCUACUUCCACAUGGUGUCUUGAUGAACUGGUGCUGAUCCUUGAGCAACGUAGGACAUCCAAACAUCUUGUAAUUCCCAUCUUUUAUCAUGUGGAGCCCACCCAUAUCAGGAAACAACAAAGUAGCUUUGGAGAUGCAAUGGAUAAGCAUAGACAAAAGAUGGAGGCAGAGACAGAUGAAAAUAAAAAAAUUCAAUGGGCUCAAAAGAUGGACAGAUGGAAUAAGGCACUUAUAGAAGUUGCUGAUUUAAAAGGGAAGGAUGCAAAUGACAGGAUAGAGGUGGAGCUUAUUGAUGAAAUUGUCAACGACAUCUUCCGUAAAUUACGAAUACCCUCAAGGUUUCCACUGCCACAACUUAUUGGGAUGGACAAUUCCAUUGAAUUCGUCACUUCAUGGUUGAAAGAUGCAUCUUCACAUACAACAAAUCUACUCGCUAUAUUGGGUCUGGGUGGGAUGGGGAAGACGUCUUUAGCCAAAUAUGUCUAUGCAUUACAUUUUCAUGAAUUUGACACAAGCAGUUUCAUUGAAAAUAUCACUGGGAGAUGUGAUGAAAAAUCUAAUGGGAUUCUUGAUAUACAAAAACAACUCUAUGAUGACAUUUUAAAACGAAGUUCAGUUCAAGUUCAUGAUGUUUCUACAUACACCUCAAUGAUAGAGAAUGCAGUAGCUCAUAAAAAAGUGUUUCUAGUUCUAGAUGAUAUUGGUAGUCCUGACCAAUUAGAUGCAUUACUUGGAAGCAAAGGUUUUCAUCCCGGAACCAAAAUCAUGAUAACAACAAAAAAUGCCUGGUUGACAAAGAGUUGUGCACUUUUCAAAAGGAACAUUAAACCCGAGUAUGUGGAGCACAAGCUUGAAGGCUUAUCUAUGAUUGAAUCACAAAAACUGUUGUGUUAUCAUGCAUUUAUGUGCAAUGAUCCCAAGGUAGGUUACGAAGAGGUGUCAGAAAAGCUAGUAAAGUAUUGUGAAGGACAUCCAAUGGCUCUUAAAGUUUUGGGUAGGUCUCUACACAAUCGUGAUGUAACUUAUUGGGAGGGGUACACAGAUGAACUAAAGAAAGAAAACUUUCCCCCUAUAAGUAAUGCAUUGAGAAUGAGCUUUAACUCUUUGCCAUUAAAAAAUGAUAAGGACUUGUUUAAGCAUAUCGCUUGUUUUUUUGUUGGAAUGGAUAAAGAUGUUACCGAAACAAUAUUAAAGGCAUGUGAUAUAGAAACCAGAUCCGGGAUCACAAAUCUUAUUGACAGAUGUCUUCUUAGUUACGAAUGGAAUAAUGAAUUGAUGAUGCAUCAGUUGGUUCAAGAGAUGGGAAGAUUCUUAAUACGUGAAGAAUCACCUGACAAGCCUGGGGAACGAAGUAGAUUAUGGUGUCAUGAGGAGACAUUCAAAGUGUUGAAACAAAAAAAGGGUACAGAAAAUGUUCUAGGCCUCACCCUUGACAUGAGAAUGCUUGUGAAAGAGAACUAUCCACAACGAUUUCAUAGGAGGCUAAUGCAAUGGAUUGGAUCGUUCUCAAAAGACAAAUGGCGUGUGGGAACUGCGACAAUCUUCGGAGAAAAGGAAGAAUUUGAAAUCCAGAUGUAUUAUGAAUUUGGAAUAUUCAGCACACUUUAUGAAGGCGAAGAGUUGCCGAGUUGGAUUACGGAUAGAAGCACAUGGCCAUCAGAGAAGGCGCCGAUGACAAAGAUAAGUUGUACUUCAAAGCUUUGUCUCAUAGGAAGUCUGGCUUACCAGAGGAUGGCACCUAAGGUGGUAAAUAUGAUGAAAAUGGUACAAAAAGAUGCAAAAAGAAGUUCAAGGAAUUACACGAAGAGAAAUCAAGAUUGAAAACAAAAAAAAAUUUGAAGAUGUUCGGGUUUGGAAAGACGAGAAAACAAAAUAAAAAAAUGAAAAAUUGUAUUUUUAAAAUAAUUAUAAUUUAAUUAAAAUGAUUUAUUUAGGAAAUAAUAAUUUUAUUAUUUUCUAAAUAAUUUAAUUUAAUUAAAUGUAUUUUUAAUAAAAUCAAAUUAAAAAUAAUGUAUAAAAAUCAUGUUUUUUUUAAUAAAAAUAAAAAAAAAGAAUUUAAAUUAAUUAAUGAGGUUUAAUUAAAAUAAAUUAUUGGGAGUUAAUUAUUUAAUUUCUAAAUAAUUUAUAUUAAUUAAAUUAAUUUAAUUUAAUUUAAAUUGAAAAGAAAAAAAAAAUAGAAAAGACAAAAAAAUCGGAGCCCAAACCCGGAGCAGAAGCCCAAACCCGGAGCCCAGAUUUCAAAUCUCGCGACCCGGAUCCGAAGAUCCGAGACCCGAUCCGCCCCGCCCCCGCAACCAGAUCCCCUCACAGAAAGAUCCGAACUUACCGAUCCAUACCCGGCUCCGACCCGGGUUGGAUCCGCGCUUUUAUCCGGAUAUGACGUCAUCCGUGACGUCACCUGAUCCGAUCCGCAUCCGACUUCGAUCCAGCUCCGACCCGACCCGCGAUCCGUUUCGUCUCACAGAAGAUCCGCGCCUCGACCCGCCUGCCGACCCGGGUUCCGACCCGAUCUGGAUCCGCGAGAAUUAGCCCUAAACGACGUCGUUUUGAUGCCAGCUCCAAGUACUUGUGCCAUGUGCUGAACCUACGGGUUUUCCUAUCUUUUAAACACUUUCCAACCAAUUUUAACCACUUUUUCACCACUUUUCCUAUUUUAAACCCAAAUUCUUCCCCAACAAAACCCAAUAAUUCCAUCUUUUUAAUUCUUUUGAAUUUUUUUUCAUGAGAUUUAGAUUGGAUCUUAGAUCCAAUCUAAAAGCUUAAUAUUCCUAGCUUUAUUUCAUUCUUUUUGAUAUUUAAUUUUCCAAAAAUUCACUAUAAAUACCACCCCAAAAUCACCAUUUCAACACACCAUCUUACAUUCUUACACACCUCAUAUACCUCUUAUACCUCUUAUACCAACCUACUUUCAUACCACCACCUUCUUUAGGAAAUUUCUAUAUUUUUUUGGAAGCAUUUUAGUCUUCCAAAUUCCUUUCUUUUUCAAAGAAUUCAAGCCAUCAAAGAUUCAAGACUUUUCAAGAUUCAAGAUCAAGACAUCAAGAAUUCAAGAAUACAAAUAUGAGUUUGUAUAAGUCUACAAUGCGCGGCUAAAUCCUCCCGUGAUCGCAACCGGGAGUAGGUUUUAAUUCUUACUUAUUGUAUUAUUUUUGGGUGUGAACAUUUGAAUUUGUUGAAUAUUAUUUGUGGAU